ACCGCCGUUAUACCUCAACGAAGAAGAAAAGAUGGCGGAGCAUACGUUACACCACAAUAAUUAUUUUACAAGAGACGUUGAGAAAAACGACGGAUCUGUCUUGAAAAUCAAACAGUGCUUUAAAGGAGACGUCGGUUGUGUGGUGUGGGAUGCAGCAAUUGUCCUGUCAAAAUAUUUAGAAACUAAACCGUUGUAUGACCCUUGCUCGGGUGUGAACAUGUGGGCUAGCAAAAACAUUCUGGAGUUAGGAGCAGGAACAGGAGUUGUGGGCCUUAUGGCAGCAUCUUUGGGGGCUCAGGUUACUGUGACAGACCUCGAGGACCUGCAGUCUCUACUCCAAGUCAAUAUCCAAGACAACCAGGAACUUGUCAGCAGUGGAUCCAUCGAAGCCAAGGUACUAAAAUGGGGUGAAAAUGUGUCAGAGUUUCUACCACACCCACAUUUUAUCCUGAUGGCGGACUGCAUCUAUUAUGAACAGUCCGUGAAGCCACUGGUGGAAACCCUGAAGCACCUGGUUGGACCAGAGACCACCAUCAUAUGCUGCUAUGAGCAACGCACAGUGGGUGUCAACCCCAAAGUGGAGAAACAAUUUUUUGAGUUGCUUCUACAAGACUUCCAGUCUGAGGAGAUCCCUUUGAACAAGCAGGACCCAGAGUAUAACAGUCCUGACAUCCGCAUCCUUCACAUUCGCAGAGCUGUCUGAGUGAAUGGGUGUCUUGUGUAUAUGUGGUUGUCAGGGUUGUGGUAUACAAAUAAUUGAAUUGCACUCAUGUACAGUUCACAUGGUAAUUUAAAUUGAAUGGACCCCAGGGGAGAGCACUAAUGUUGAAAGAACUCAUUUGAAAAUCCUUUAUCGAUAUAUCCAUGUUGUCUUAGUACGGACUAUGAGUUUUACCAGACUGUGAUACUCAUUGCACCAUGAUUCUAAAACAAAUCCCAGUUAGAGGUAGAUUCCACGAUAUGACUUGGGUGCACAAAGUAAACAGCAUAGGGGAUCAAUUUCCGCAGCAGCUAAGAGUGUUGAAGCGUGAGGCUAAACUUCUCAGCUGUUUUGGUCCCGUACCACGAGACGCAAACUCAUACACAUGCAGAUACUGUGUGUGACUGUGGAAGCGAAGUCUUGCAUCUCACUCAUCGCAAUAUAUGUGGUGCUGAACGUGGCAACGUCAUUUCGCUGGGUCUACCUUUGAAAAGGAAAAGAAAACAUUCUCCUUCAGAACAUUGUUUUUCUCAUUGCAGUAUUUAACUGUUGGAACACAUUUGUGGGAUGAUUUAAAUUAAUUUUUAAUAGAAGUUAAUGAAAUAUAUAAUUUUAGCUAAUUAAAGUGUCAUACACAGACUAUACUGAGUUGUCAAGUUGGCUGGAUGUCCUUUGAGUGGUGGACCACUUAAUACACAGGAAAUUGUUGAGCAUAAAAAAAACCAGGAGCAUUGCAGUUCUUGACACAAACCGGUUCGCCUGGCACGUACUACCAUAUCCCGUUCAAAGGCACUUACAUAUUUCGUCUUGCCCAUUC
Oncorhynchus tshawytscha (Chinook salmon) is the source of this 1517-nucleotide messenger RNA. It is a transcript of the gene vcpkmt, whose product is annotated as valosin containing protein lysine (K) methyltransferase. NCBI's taxonomy places the organism in Eukaryota, Metazoa, Chordata, Actinopteri, Salmoniformes, Salmonidae. Gene Ontology annotation, cellular component: cytoplasm; cytosol. Gene Ontology annotation, molecular function: protein-lysine N-methyltransferase activity. Bases 32 to 703 code for a protein of 223 amino acids. Gene Ontology annotation, biological process: peptidyl-lysine methylation. The transcript has 5 exons. The record is from RefSeq and is a predicted model, not a curated record.